This is a messenger RNA of Grammomys surdaster, 1514 nucleotides long. RefSeq names its product carbonic anhydrase 7 (gene Ca7). Gene Ontology annotation, cellular component: cytoplasm. Bases 92 to 886 code for a protein of 264 amino acids. NCBI's taxonomy places the organism in Eukaryota, Metazoa, Chordata, Mammalia, Rodentia, Muridae. The transcript has 7 exons. Gene Ontology annotation, molecular function: zinc ion binding; carbonate dehydratase activity. The record is from RefSeq and is a predicted model, not a curated record. Gene Ontology annotation, biological process: regulation of intracellular pH.
CUCCACCGCAGCAAAGCGGGGCCGGAGCCGCAGACGGAGCAAGCGGACAGAACGGAGCCGGCAGGUGCAGGGCCCCGGAGACAGCAGCGGCAUGACCGGCCACCACUGUUGGGGCUACGGCCAGGACGAUGGCCCUUCAAAUUGGCACAAGCUGUAUCCCAUUGCCCAGGGAGACCGCCAGUCACCCAUCAAUAUCAUAUCCAGCCAGGCUGUGUACUCGCCCAGCCUGCAGCCACUGGAGCUUUUCUAUGAGGCCUGCAUGUCCCUCAGCAUCACCAACAAUGGCCACUCUGUCCAGGUGGACUUCAAUGACAGUGAUGACAAAACCGUGGUGUCUGGGGGCCCUCUGGAAGGGCCCUAUCGUCUCAGGCAGCUCCACUUCCACUGGGGCAAGAAGCGUGACAUGGGCUCAGAGCACACAGUGGAUGGCAAGUCCUUCCCCAGCGAGCUACAUCUGGUUCACUGGAAUGCCAAGAAGUACAGCACGUUUGGGGAGGCGGCUGCAGCCCCUGAUGGCCUGGCUGUGGUUGGUGUCUUCCUGGAGACAGGAGAUGAGCACCCGAGCAUGAAUCGCCUGACAGAUGCACUCUACAUGGUUCGGUUUAAGGACACCAAGGCCCAGUUCAGCUGCUUCAACCCAAAGUGCCUGCUGCCCACCAGCCGACACUACUGGACCUAUCCCGGUUCCCUGACCACACCCCCACUCAGUGAGAGUGUCACUUGGAUUGUGCUCCGGGAGCCCAUCAGAAUCUCUGAGAGGCAGAUGGAGAAAUUUCGGAGCCUGCUUUUCACCUCAGAGGAUGAUGAGAGGGUCCAUAUGGUGAACAACUUCCGGCCACCACAGCCACUGAAGGGCCGAGUGGUCAAAGCAUCCUUCCAGGCCUGAACCUAACCACCUACCCAGCCAGCCACUGGGGCACCAUCCUCCCAAGGGCUUCCACGUCAGCGGACACCAAACCAUCUGAGGCUCGCUCCCAGUUGGAGGAGGGGGCUACAAGUCCCUUGCUCCUUGACCACAUUGAAGGGUUCUUGAGUUGUGGGGGUACCCUCCUGCUGCCCUGGGGGCUGGAAGAACAGGAACUGAGCAGAGUCCAAGCCAGGGCUGCCUCUGUUCCCCCAGAUCCAAAGGCUCCUGAGAACUUCCUCUUGUCUUCCCUGCUGGCUGUUAUCAACAGCCCCAACUGGAGUUCACACUGUGAUGGCCAAGACACAGCUCCCCGGGGGGUAGGCAGCUGUCUCUGCCAUAAAGACUCAAGCAAUAAUUAGAGGUGGGCAGAGCUGCCCACUCUGCAUUACCUCUUCUGCAGGCCUCUGCCAUACAUGCACCUCACUGCCAGGCCAUUACAAUAGCAAUGCUGGAGGCAAUGUGGCCUCCUCCAGCCAUCUGCUGCCACGGGCAGGCCCUGGCUAUAGCUUAGAUACUAUUUCCCUUUGUUCCUACCCAGCCACCAAAGCCACCUACAUAACAAUCCACUCAUGUACUAGCAAAUAAAUUCAUUUAUUCAUGGAACCAA